AUGUCAUAUAAAUUUCUUUUAAUCACAUAUGUGUUUCUUUGUAGCUGUAUCCCAGGUAUAACUGCAGGAAAAAGAGAGUUUGGUGGUGAUGUAUCGCAAUUAUGGAAUGAAUUACGUGAACUUAAGGCUGUUCUUUCUGAAACCAGACUGGACCUACACAAUACUAGAACAGAGCUUGGUGUAACUAAAGAUGUUUUGGGAAAGGAGCUUGAAAAAACGAAGCAGGCUCUAGUGGAUACACGACAGGACCUUGCAGAUACAAGAAGAGAACUGGACGAGACAAAGAAAUGGAUAAACGUUAAUAACGGACAAUAUAACGUUAUACAUACAACAAACGACCGCAAGAGAUUAAUUGAUUCUACGGAUGAACUGCACCAAGUUCAAGUUGACCUGCAGAAUCUAAAAGCCAACCUGGCAGCUGUCAAAUUACAAGUCAAAACAAGUCAAAUACCUAGAAUAGGAUUCACGGCAGUGUUAAGCAAAGACGUUUCCAAUCUUGGUGAUAAUCAGGUGAUCCGAUUUGAUACAGUGUAUACGAAUUACGGGAGCGACUACAACCACCAAACAGGUAUAUUCACAUGUGCGAUUCCAGGGUUAUACGCUUUUUAUGUCCAUACUUUGGCCAACCCUGGAAAACACCUGGAAACAGAAAUAACUAAAAAUCUUCAACCCAUGGCAUCCACGUAUGCAUACGAUAAAGAUUUUUAUUCCUCCGGAAGUAAUAUGGCUGUCAUGGCCCUACAGAUAGGUGAUACUGUAUUAGUAAGAUCGCAUGGCAGUGAACAUGAUCAUGCUGGAUCAGUGAUUGACUAUAUGUAUACAUCCUUCUCUGGGUUUCUCAUUGCUUCUUAGA
This is a messenger RNA of Mytilus californianus (California mussel), 853 nucleotides long. RefSeq lists its product as uncharacterized. The record is from RefSeq and is a predicted model, not a curated record. Bases 1 to 852 code for a protein of 283 amino acids. Lineage: Eukaryota; Metazoa; Mollusca; Bivalvia; Mytilida; Mytilidae. The transcript is spliced from 4 exons. Gene Ontology annotation, molecular function: protein binding.